This is a messenger RNA of Pleuronectes platessa (European plaice), 3132 nucleotides long. RefSeq names its product ras homolog family member Ca (gene rhoca). Lineage: Eukaryota; Metazoa; Chordata; Actinopteri; Pleuronectiformes; Pleuronectidae. The coding region runs from base 162 to 743 and encodes 193 amino acids. Gene Ontology annotation, molecular function: GTP binding; GTPase activity. The transcript is spliced from 5 exons. Gene Ontology annotation, cellular component: neuron projection. The record is from RefSeq and is a predicted model, not a curated record. Gene Ontology annotation, biological process: small GTPase-mediated signal transduction.
CUCUGCCCCGGUUUCCAGCCUCUGGGAAAUUAGCGAAUACUGCAGCAAGAAGUGAGUGAGUGAGUGUGUGCACUGUGAGUGUGUGUGUGGCCCAACCGAGAAGAAGGAGCGAGCUGGGACUAAUAUUCAUAUAAAAACACCUCAUCCGGCUGCUGACAGAGAUGGCAGCCAUUCGGAAGAAGCUGGUGAUCGUCGGGGACGGAGCUUGUGGAAAGACAUGUCUCCUGAUUGUUUUCAGCAAGGACCAGUUUCCUGAAGUCUACGUCCCCACAGUGUUCGAGAACUACAUCGCUGAUAUCGAGGUCGAUGGAAAGCAGGUGGAGCUGGCGUUGUGGGACACUGCCGGCCAGGAGGACUACGACAGGUUGAGGCCUCUCUCGUACCCCGACACAGACGUGAUCCUCAUGUGCUUCUCCAUCGACAGCCCUGACAGCUUAGAAAACAUCCCGGAGAAGUGGACGCCUGAGGUGAAGCACUUCUGUCCCAACGUGCCCAUCAUCCUGGUGGGGAACAAGAAGGACCUGAGGAACGACGAGCACACGCGGAGAGAGCUGGCCAAGAUGAAGCAGGAGCCGGUGAAGUCGGAUGAAGGCAGAGACAUGGCCGGCAGGAUCAGUGCCUUCGGUUACCUGGAGUGCUCCGCCAAGACCAAGGACGGCGUGCGGGAGGUGUUCGAGAUGGCCACCAGGGCGGCGCUGCAGGUCCGCAAGCGCAAGAAGAGAGGCGGCUGCUCCCUGCUGUGAGCAGUUCACAGAAACAACCGACCAAGAGGAAAAGAGCAACAAAAAAAAAACACACGAAAAAGAACUGACCUUUUACCAAAUGGCAUCUUUGUACUGUAUUUCGCUUUUCACGAUAUGACGCAGGCAGAUGAAUCCUAUGAAAACGCCCCUUAUACAGGAAACAGACGUUUGUCUAUAUUACAACCAUCGUUAGAAAUUGAUGUUUAAAGUUCCUAUCUGUCUAUACACAUAGAAGGUUUCCUACUUGUUUCUUUCCUUUGCAUUUGUAAUGUAACGCGGCCGUGAUAGAUGCACAUAAUUGUCUGCAGCAUUGUUCUUCACAAACUUUUUAUUCAGCUUGUAAACAAACCUCUUCAUGAAUAACGUCUUGUCCUGUUAGUACCAGCUCAGUUUGUCAUGGCAGCAGCCGGGGUAGAGAAUGAACGUUGAUUUCUUUUGACCACAAGAGCUAGUGCCUUUUCUUUCUUUCUUUUUUUCAAAGUUCGUACACCACCAUCGAUUUCUCGUGUUUGUAAACCAGCUAACCUUUCAGCUGAGGGGCCCCUUCACGCACACUCGCCCAUUUUCAAAGCCGUAACUAAGUUUCAGCUUCGUCUACGAAUCGUCAAGCACAGUAAAAUGGCUGCUUGACUCAAUUUGUUUUGUCUCAAGCAUUCCCCUCAACAUGUUCCCAGUCCGCUCACUCCGAAGAUAAGACGGCAGCUGUCUAAAUAACGUGAUAAAUGGUUAACCAAAGUCGUGAGCUCCCCGCUUCCCCCUGAUUGUUCCCGUGCGUUCUGUCUAGUGGUCCUAGAUGGAGGGAUGACAACCGGCCAAUCGAGACGCGAGCCAACAUGACUCAACUAUGCACAAUGGCUGCUUCGGAGCGACAGGGGAGAUGACACGGCUGAAACAGGAAUCGCACGAAGGCCACGCUCUAAUGAAACCUCCCUUGUUUGUUCAUUGAGAGUGACGGCACUACAAUGCACACGAGCCUGUCACACCCGCUCUGUGUGUGUGUUUGUGUGUGUGUGUGUGUGUGUGUGUCGAAUGGGUUUGCCAAGUCAUGGAAGUGUCUCGUUGUGCGUGUGGACGUUCCCCAGUCAGGCGACAUUCUUCACAUGUCUCGGAGGAGCUCGGUGGCGUUUUGAGGAGUUUCUGUUUCACCCCUCAUGGUGCCUUCUCUGCUCUGGUGUGCCUUUCUGUCCAGCUGCACUGCUGGGUCGACCUCUGUGACCUGUUUCACAAAGCUCAGACCUUUGAACCACUCCGAUAAGAGCAGAGGGUGUCGUCAGAUUUUGCCGCAAUCGAAGCUCUUACGGCACAAAUAUUCAGAUUCUACCUAUGAAAGCAGUCUCAUGUGUGAUCGGGACAGAUUGGGACAAUUUACAUGUUUCACCGACAUCCCCAGAAAACAAUGUGUGAGCAGCCACUGUGGUUUCUGAUGUUUCGGAGAUGGUCACUGCUGUCAAGAAGUUUGUUGUUGUGUAUUACUCGACUAUUGUUCGAUUGUGAAGGCCCAUCGACUGCCCUCAGAAACAGACUCUUCACUCCGCCUCUGUUGCUCUUCCAUGUUCUCUUCUUGUCCCUUGGUUGCAUGUCGCUGUCGGUUAAGUGAGAAGGUGGAGAAGUGUGUGUGUGUCUGUGUGUGUGUGUGGCAAAAACUGUAUCUUUGAUGUAGCAUGAAACGUCCUUAUAAAGCCAGGAUGGGCCCCAAACACACCAGCUGGCAAUGUAUGUGUUAUGAUGUAAAAUACAGCUUCAUACCCUCUACUGGCCACAAGCACAUAAGCUUCAACUGAUUGUUUUUUCAUGGCUGAGCCGAGAUGUAAUGUGAGUACAUGUUCUUUUUGAUGAAGAAGAAGAGAGGGGGGCAUUGGUUAAAAUCGCACACAAGCACCAUAAUAAUGUUGUUACCUCAGAUCUUUAGAGGGUGGAUGCUAUAUUUUAACUCAUUGCAUCAUUGCGGUCAACAAAUAGCACAAGAGUCAGAAGAUUUUUAUCGUCAGAAGAGGAGCAGAGGGUUGAACAUGGUGUCGAGCAUAUCACAAGGCGGCAUGUGCUAUACUGCUGUGUGUAUCUGUGCAGAUGAUGUUACGCCACUAUAUCAAAAGUUGUUCUAACAAUGUUGUUGCAUGCAUGAGUAAAAAGAUGGGUCUUUAUAGUGGGCGCACACACACAGACACACACACACACACACACACUUGCUUAAGCAGCACCGGCUUUGGGAACAGCUUCUGCUCGGUGUCGUAACUUUUCUCUUUCUUUCUCUGGAGGUUUUUUGAAAACGAUGAAAGGAUCCAGACUUUUAGCUCAUUGUCAUAAUGCUUUGCAAACAGAAAAGUGUUGUCGUGGAUGUUUGAGCUGAAGUGAACAUGAACAUUGUUAAUAAACUAUUUUUGAGACAAGA